Molecule: messenger RNA, 5013 nt
Organism: Oryctolagus cuniculus (rabbit)
Lineage: Eukaryota; Metazoa; Chordata; Mammalia; Lagomorpha; Leporidae
Gene: CCSAP
Product: centriole, cilia and spindle associated protein
Biological process (GO): regulation of mitotic spindle assembly
Cellular component (GO): spindle; ciliary basal body; axoneme
Molecular function (GO): microtubule binding
Source: RefSeq, a predicted model, not a curated record
GCUGCCGCGCCGACGGCGACAUCUUGCUGGAGAGGAAAGCACAGCGCAGAGCGGGCCGCGCUUGAGCUGCUGCGCCACGCGCAUCGCGGGCAGGCCUGAGUGCGGGUCGCGGGGCCGGGCUGGCACGGCAGGAAGAGGUCUCCGCGGCCGCCUUGGCCCAGUCGCCCCCUGCCCGCAGCCACCGGACCCGACCGCCUCGGAGACCUGUUCCCCCCCAGCCCCCUUCGCCCCAUCCCUGCCUGGCUCGCCCCUGCCCCCGCUGUCCCGGUCGCCCCGCCCCGUGCCAGGCCCCGGGCACCGUCUCCCGCCCGCUGGGCUCCGCCCCGCCCCCGCCUCUCCGCCCCCGCCCGCCCCAUCCGGGCGGGGCUCCGGGUUUAAACGUCGCGGCGGGCCGGGCCGGCCGAGGGGCGGGGCGGGCCUCUGUGUCGAGUCCCCGGCCCGUAGGCGGCGGCAGAGGCGGCGCAGCGCGGAGCGGCGGACGCCCGGGGCCGGCGGUGGCACCAUGUCCCCGGGAAGCGGGGUGAAGAGCGAGUACAUGAAGCGCUACCAGGAGCCGCGCUGGGACGAGUACGGGCCCUGCUACCGGGAGCUGCUGCACUACCGCCUGGGCCGCCGGCUGCUCGAGCAGGCGCACGCGCCCUGGCUCUGGGACGACUGGGGCCCAGGCGGCUCCUCGGACGACUCGGCGUCGUCGUCGGCAACGUCGGGCGCCCCAGCGGCUCCCGCGCUCCGGUGCGCCCCGGCCUCGCCCCCGCCGCCCGCGGAGUCCGCUGCGCUGGAGGAGCCGGCGCGGCGCGCGCGGGGGCCCGCGGAGGAGCCGGACACCGAGGCCAGGGACACCGAGGCCAGGGACGCCGAGGCGCAGGAAGCGGAGGACGCGACCGUGCCAGCCCUGCCAGCGAAAGAUGUAGAAGGAAAACCUGAACAGCCAACCAAAACAAAAGAGACUGACAAGUUAGCCGUCAGUGUCGAACCUCGACAACCGCCAAGUGCCUUAUUUGCCAGAGGAAAUAGGAAAGCGGCCAAAAGUCCCCAAAGGUCAUCAAGUAAGAUAAAAGAGAACAGGCAUCCAUUUGCCCUUUAUGGCUGGGGAGAAAAACAGAUGGAUACGGGGAGCCAGAAGACUCACAACGUCUGCGCAUCUGCUCCUGUGCACGAGAUCCAUGAGUCAGCAUUACGCGCCAAGAACAGAAGACAGGUGGAGAAAAGGAGACUGGUAGCUCAGAGGCAGCGUGCUCACUCUGUGGAGGCGGAGAAGACCAGAAAGGGGAAGGCUUCCUCCUCGGAGAACCCGUGGAUGACAGAGUACAUGAGAUGCUAUUCGGCAAGAGCCUAAAGGACCGUGGCCUGGACAGCUUCCCCCGAGAAGUCCAAAUGAAAGGAAAGAAAAACCACCAAUUGAAAUUGGACACAGGUUUAAGAAACCACCUGAUUAUGCACGUUUUUCUUGGGGAAACGAUUGUUUCUUUUGAUGAAUUUUGGUCACCUACCUCAGCAGUAGGGCAGACAGUUGAAGCCAUAGAUAUUUGGUUAUUUAUGAAGAUAAUUCCCUAAAUCUUUGAUAUCCCUUCAAGGGUUUUAAGGCAUCUUAAUCUUUUAAGAGUGACACCAAAUGCCUUUAAAUGGCUAUAGAUGCUCACCACUCCGUAUUCUUGCCCUGCGUUUAAGUGGAGCCCAUUUUCAUUCCCGUCCUGAAUAGCUUUUCAGAUCCCAUAGCCUGUAAGAUCAUUCCAUCCUGCGGCGUUCAGAUUAGUUUUCCUCUUGUGCGGUUUUCUCUGUGGAAGAGUAGCAAGUCGGACAUGCCGUGUAGCCCCUCUGUUGAUUCCAUGUAUGGUGAAACUGGAACUUAGGCAGUUCCAGGAAAACUAGCCGUCACUUCUUUGUCUUUCAGUUCAGCACCAGCUCCAUGUACAUUGUGGUAUUUAAGAGCUACCCAGGCUGGGUGAGGGUCACCUUUUCCCUUUAAAUUGUCAUCUAGGCACCUCUUAUUUAAUAGUUUAAUAGUUCAAAUACAUUCCAAUGAAUGCAGUGCCAGUGCAACAUGUGUUGAGAAUAGUAAUAAGUCAAAGACUGUCACAUUUUUUAUUGUGAGUUUUUUUUUAAAAGAAUAUAUAAUGUAGAAUCAGUCACUUGUGACAGACUAAUAUUUUGGUGUGUAUACAUGUGGACUUUUGCCUCUCCUAUAAUAGCUGGCAAUGAUACUUAGAACUUAUAAUAUGGAAUUUCAUUGAGUGAAUCAAGAUUGUUUAGCCCAUUGGGGAUGAAGGACCGAUAUUGAUACACAGUAGGUAUGCUGCCCCUCCCCCCCGCCUUUUCCUCUACCGAACUUAACAGCAAAGUCUUGCUGAUGUAUAAAAUUCAGACUUUAGGUUGAAAUAUCUUACUGUUUGGUUCCUACUCAGUAUAUCUCCUGUUCACCUUGAUGUGAGAGGAUGGUGAUGUGUGUAUAAGUACUAUUUAAAUUAUGCUACUUUCCUCAACUGUGUUUGCUUUUGGUGGGUAGAAAAAAAUUUUUUUUUAAAACACUGGUUUCCAUCAAAUGGGUAAAUUCUUUUCCAUCCUGCAGAAGCAAGAAUCUUCUAGAAAGAUGAGUGCUAAAUUCUUUGAAAGAAAAGGUACUUUACCUGUGCCAACCUAGCACCUGGAGAUGGGGGAGUGAGACGAGGCUGAGCACUUCCUUGAUACUUUUACUCUAGGUCUUUGAAGUACGAUAUUGAAUCUUUAGAACAAAAAUUGGUUUUAUUUCACAUGAAGUUGUCACACAGUGUCAUAACUGUAUUAAGCUUUGAAAACUUAUGCUGAAGAAGUGUAUUUUUUUAAAAAAAGAAUUUUAUGUGCAUAGUUUUGAGGCGAAUUAUUUUACUCAGAGAGCACUCCUUAAUCAUUGAGAUGUAUAUUUAAAAAGAGGGAAAUUCUACACGUUGUCCAAAACAACUUUGCCAAUAAUUCUGGUGAAUUUUGGUGUUCUCUGUUGUUAGUCUUUACACAUUGCAGGUACCUAAAGAUCACAUUUCUGUGGUGAUUGUGAUGGUGUGGCUGAUUGUGUAAACUGUUGCUUUAAAACCAUUUCUUGCAUGUUUAGUUCUAGCCGUUCAGCUCAAGAGUGUGUGUUGCGUUUGACAAUCUCUAGGAAAGAUGGCUUUGGCCCCACACUGAGGGACUGCCUUAGAAACCCCCAUUCCCCAGACUUGGAAUAAGCCAGACUUUCUCGUGUUUAGGAAGCAGACUUUAUUUCAUGUGCUUGCUCUUGAAAACUCCAGAGAUAAAACCUAGAAGGCAGUGUUGGCCAGUCUUUCACCCUUUCCUUCGAGGAGAUGACGAAUGGACAAGAUGUGAAAGCCUCUUUAGUGCACAUGAGAGGCGUGAAUCAGUGUGAAUUCCUACCUGAUGUCCAAGUCCUUCGUCGCUUAGGGUUUCUUUUCUUUAGUGACAAUUGUGUUUUGAAAAUUUUAGGUUUUUAACAGUUUGAUGGUCCUACUUUUUUCUUCUCAUUCUAAACACUAAUGUGGUAAUAAUCAUGUUUCUAAUUCUUGGGACAACUUGGAGGAUAGUGAGAUAGCUUAAAAUUACCUUUCAUUUUGAAAAAACCUGAAACUGAGAAUCCCAAGAUACUUAAAAUAAAUACUACAUAAAAUUCUGUAAAUUUUGGUUUUAGGCUCUUAAUUUAACCACAAGCCAUAAACAUGCCUUUUGCAGGUACUUUUAUUUUACAAUAAAUACACAAAUAGAAUAUUGAAAUAAUGCCUGGCUUCCUGCUGGACCAAAAUGAAUGAGAAGUGAGAAAGAUUCUGUUCUUUUAUCUGUUCUUAUUUAGGGGGUGUCAGACUCCUUGGCACUUCUGGUUAUGUCUGUAAGUCUCCCCCCAUAAAAGUAACAGUUCCCUUCAACAUUAUCUCAGCAAAAUUCCCUUCUUGGGAGAAACCAUUGCAAACCUUUCCUAAGGACAUUUUUAAAGUUUACUGAAUGUAUAACUUCCUCAUAAUGUAGAAGGCACAUAUGUAUGUCAUUCCACAUGUAAUAUCUUUGUCAUUAAAUUUCAUCAAGGAUCAGUUGCUAAGUAAUUUGAAAGGUAUGUAUGCUUAGGUCACUUGAACUCAGCUAACAAAAUUAUAAGAAAGACAGCAAGGAAAGCUGGUGUUGAGUUACUUCAAGUCUUAACUUCCAAAAAAGAACUCUAUAACUGCAACUCUUAACAAGUCUUUGUGGUCUACCCUAACCCCUUCAAAAUGAUAAUGCUGCCCUGGGCAUACACUUUGUAAAUGAAAUGUUAGAGUACUUGAUAUUUAAAAUGUUCUAAAGUAUUAGAGAGAGAGAGAGAGAGAGAGAGAGAGAGAAAAUAUAUCACUGUAAAGUAAAAACAAGCUUUCUUAUUGACUGCUUUAGUAAAAAACUUAGCUUAUGGAUAGUUAUACGCUUAACUGGACUAGAUAAAUGGUGCUAAUAUUUAUAUAGCCUGAUUCUAUAGUUGGUUUGGUAUCAAACUGCUAGUGCCUGACCCAUAUAUGGUCCUUACUCUAUAGUCUUUGAUCAGUUAAGUAAUAUUUUAAAACAAAAUGAUCCUAAAAAUAUGACUGGCCAUUUGCAAAUGUUUGAAGUGUUGAAUAUGGAACUAUUCAGUCAGACUACACGCUUAGUGUACCUGGCCCUUGUCCCACACUACUCCUGCCAAGCUUGCUAGUAUAAGAUGGGAAAACAGUUGCUUACCCUAGUAAUACUUAUUUCCAUUUUGAAACUCUGGACACUUGAACAAAGGCAUUAGAAUCCUCCUUUUGCAUUUCUUUUAUAAUAACAAAGUUAUUUAGGCAAAGUGUCCCCAGGUUAUUUUAUGUCUGUUUUGAGCACUACAUUCACUUUAAAAUUCUGGAAGAAUAAAGGCUGGGCACCAUCCAAUCACAAAGCUCAGGCAAUAGGAACUUGGGGUUGUGUUUUCUAAGAACUCUGUAUUGUUUUUAGCUUAUAUUUAAUAUUGCACUUACUUGGAAAAAUGUGAAUAAACUUAAUAUUAAAGGCUCA